Theobroma umbraticum is the source of this 1802-nucleotide messenger RNA. Its product is annotated as importin subunit alpha-4-like. NCBI's taxonomy places the organism in Eukaryota, Viridiplantae, Streptophyta, Magnoliopsida, Malvales, Malvaceae. The record is from RefSeq and is a predicted model, not a curated record. Gene Ontology annotation, molecular function: nuclear import signal receptor activity; protein binding. Gene Ontology annotation, cellular component: cytoplasm. Gene Ontology annotation, biological process: protein import into nucleus.
AGAAAAACCCUUUGUUCAGGUGCUCACAAGGUCACUAUAUAAUUCAUCGAAUCCAAUCAUUGCUGCUAGCUUAGAGGUUGGAAACUGCAGAUUGUUGUUUUGAGAGCAAUGCCGGUAAGACCAAGUAACACGAGGAAGAAAUGGUACAAGACUGGAGUAGUGGAUGCGGAGGAGGCACGGAGGAGGAGAGAGGACAGUUUGGUGGAGAUAAGGAAGAGCAAGAGAGAAGAAAGUCUCCUGAAGAAACGGAGAGAUGGGCAUUUUUUCCUCGAUCAGAAUCUGUAUCAGCUGCAGUUCAGUGAGCUUCCCACUGCAAUUUUGGAAAGCCUUCCUUCGAUGGUAGAAGGAGUAUUAUCUGAUAAUUCAGCAUUGCAAUUGGAAGCUACCACUCUAUUUCGAAAACUAUUAUCAAUUGAGAGAUGCUCUCCCAUCGAGCAGGUGAUCCAAGCAGGCAUUGUUCCUCGAUUUGUGGAGUUUCUUGACAAUCAUGAUCAGCCUCAGUUACAGUUUGAGGCAGCAUGGGCAUUGACUAAUAUUGCAUCUGGUACAUCUGAGCACACCCAUGUUGUUAUGGAACAUGGUGCUGUACCCAAAUUUGUGCAACUUCUUGUCUCUCCAAGUACUGAUGUUCGAGAGCAGGCUGUUUGGGCAUUGGGAAAUGUUGCUGGUGAUUCACCAAAGUCUAGAGAUAUUGUUCUUAGUCAUGGUGGACUAAUUCCAUUACUGGCACAGUUAAAUGAACAUUCUAAACUCUCUCUCCUAAGGAAUGCCACCUGGGCUUUAUUGAACUUCUGCCGUGGCAAGCCACCAGCACCCUUUGACCAGGUGAAGCCUGCCUUGCAAACCUUGCAGCGCCUGAUUCAAUUGAGUGAUGAAGAAAUCCUGACAGAUGCUUGCUGGGCCCUCUCCUAUCUUUCGGAUGGUACAAAUGAUAAGAUUCAGGCUGUGAUCCAGGCAGGCAUCUGUCCACGACUGGUGGAGCUUCUUCAUCAUCCCUCACAGAAUGUGCUUGUCCCUGCACUUCGGACUAUAGGGAACAUUGUUACCGGUGAUGAUUCUCAGACUCAGGUUGUAAUUGACAACCAAGGUCUCCCUUGUCUCUACGAAUUCCUCUCCCAGAACUACAAAAAGAGUAUCAAGAAAGAGGCCUGCUGGACAAUUUCAAACAUCACUGCUGGAAAUAGAAGUCAAAUACAGGCUGUUAUUGAAGCAAACAUAAUUAGUCCUCUUGUUCACCUGCUUCAACAUGCUGAAUUCGAGAUCAAGAAAGAGGCCGCUUGGGCGAUUUCUAAUGCUUCCUCUGUCGGGUCCCGAGAACAGAUUCAAUAUUUGGUGAAACGAGGUUGUAUCAAGCCACUAUGUGACCUACUAGUCUGUCCUGACCCCAGGAUUUUGACAGUAUGCCUCGAAGCUCUAGAGAAUAUUCUAAAGAUCGGUGAGGCUGACAAAGAAUCAGGCAACAGUGCGGUCAACAUCUAUACCGAAAUGAUUGAUGAAUGUAAUGGAUUGGACAAAAUCGAGAAUCUACAGAGCCAUGGCAACAAUGAGAUCUACAAGAAGGCAGUGACGAUUUUAGAGAGGUAUUGGUUGGAGGAAGAAGACGACGACGACUCUGGUAACUCAGGUUUUUCUUUCGGAGGUAACCAGUCCAACCCUCCCUUAGGGGGUUUCGACUUUCGUUGAAAACCUUUGCAAAGAAAGUUCUGCCAAUGUUGAUGAAGUUUGGCAGGUUGGGAAGUAGUUUUGUGUGGGUUUUGUGUAGUCACGACGUUGACACUUUCUUGACAUAAAAAUUUGUCUCC